GGGGCCAGCAGAAGAUCACAGUGGAUUGCAACGCAGGAGCAGAGGGGAAAUGUGAGGAGCAGCUGUACAUUGACAUCAGCAACAGAGACCCCAAGGACAAUCCCCUCGGCAUUCCCUUUACCCUGACUGCCGAGUCCUGCUUCCCAGCACUUGUUGAAGAUGUCACGUCCAUCUUUGAGCAGUACCCGAUCCACAACAACGUCAAUCUCCGCCAGACGUUACAGUCGGUGCAAGGCAAUGGUGUGUUCAUCAGAGAUGAUAACAAAUUCAUCUUCACCAAAGUUCAGGUUGGGCAACGGGUCACAGCUCGCUUCAAGAUCUCUAAUGGCAACAGUGUCCCAUGUGACGUGGUCCUCUCCAUCAAAGCCAUGCCUGGAGAGCCUCACAGCCUCAUCAGCAACAUCUUCAAGCUGGAUCCUGUCGAGAUGAGCAUUCCUGGCUUAUCCCAUGCCUUUGCUACAGUGACCUUCACUCCAGAACAAAAGGAGGACUACCACUGCACUUUCACAGCUUCCCUUGUUAGCCCAAAAAGCAGCUCUAUGAAGAUGAAACCCCAACAGCUGACCUUCACUGUCAGUGGAGAGGGGCACGUGCCUGAGGUGACAGUCGAGCGCCCGGGCCUUCAGAGCAAGAGGGGAAACCCUGUGCUGUGCUUCAGGAGGCUCCUGCUGGGGGAUUCACAGACACUCCCCCUGGUCCUUCGUAACAAUGGCGUCAUACCCACCCAGUUUACAGUUCAUAUCAUGGAUGACAAGGGAGUUUUCUUCCUGAAAAGCACGCAGUCCACACUCCAUGCCUUCCACAUUGGAGACAAGGAAAAGGACUCCACUGGAAAAGCCAAGAAGCGUCCCCAGAAGCCUUACAUGCUCCUGGAACGUGGGCAAUCAGCGGAGUUUGACGUGUUUUUCAAACCCACCCUGGCCCAACGUCUGGAAGGGAAGAUCCGUGUGCCAGUGUCAGGCAACAGUGAGAUCAACAUAGAGCUGGUGGGUGAAGGCCACAAUGAUGACUUCACCCUUGAUAACCUCUCUGGACUAGCAGAAGACAGCCAGGAGAGCAAUGCUGAGGGCAAUCUGGACGACGACAUCAUUGAGGGUGUCAGAGUGAAUCACAUAGAAUUUGGGGAUUGUGCAGUCAGGGAGCUCUGAGACAAGACCUUCACAGUCACCGACCGCAGCAAGGAGGAGGUGAUGCGGUUUGAGUGGCCCCUGGCAGACUCCCCGUUCCAGUUCUCCCCCAAGGUGGGACACCUCCAGCCUGGCUGUGCCAAGGAUAUCAGAGUGACCUUGAAAUCCAAGGUCCCGGUCACCAUCAGAAGACACUCCGUGAACUGUAAGGUGGCCAAGAUCAAAUACCAGCUGCCACCAGAAGAGGCUUACAACUGGGACGACGAAAUGUACAUUGAGCAGUGGGAGGAUACCACCGAGAGACUCCCGGGAGCCUGCUGGCCUUUGAAGCC
Molecule: messenger RNA, 1459 nt
Organism: Corapipo altera (White-ruffed manakin)
Lineage: Eukaryota; Metazoa; Chordata; Aves; Passeriformes; Pipridae
Product: hydrocephalus-inducing protein homolog
Exons: 8
Coding region: 369-1148 (259 amino acids)
Biological process (GO): axonemal central apparatus assembly; cilium movement
Cellular component (GO): axoneme
Source: RefSeq, a predicted model, not a curated record